GCCUUUUUGUAACGGUACUGUCAGUACACGUUUCUAGUCAUUUUCCAGUCUCCGCUCUAGUCGCUGUUAUCCAGAGGAGGACGGGUGCAGCGUAGGGGAACUUAGUUUACAAACAACAAUCAUUUCCAGAGCGGUGUCACCAAGGCGAUUAUAUAGAAUUUGUCAUGACACAUAUGGAGAAAACGACAGAAAUGAAUGGACACGUAGACAGCCCAAGCUGCACCAUCUAUGGACUGGACGAAGUUAACAGGCAGCUCGAAGAGAAACCGACACCCUGGCAGAGGGCUGUUGGCUUUUUUAAGAGAAACAUGUUGGUGAUUCUCACCGUCUCUGGUGUCUUGAUAGGGGUUGGUAUUGGAAUGGCAGUGCGAAAGUUAAACCUCAGUGCCACGCAGAUAACUUACUUCGCUUUUCCUGGAGAAAUUCUGCUCAGAAUGCUAAAAAUGAUAAUUUUGCCACUUGUAGUGUGCAGCUUGAUUUCUGGAGCUGCAAGCCUGGACACUCGCUCUUUGGGGAAACUGGGCGGAAUUGCCAUUGGCUACUUCUUGAUCACUACCUUGAUAGCAUCAGCGAUAGCCAUAGCUCUUGGUUUCAUUAUCAACCCCGGAGAAGGAGCUGGAGCUCUAAAUUCAAACAGUUUGGGAUUGCAGGACACUGUCCCGGUCAACAAAGAGCCAGUGGACUCGUUCCUGGACCUUAUCAGAAACUUAUUUCCAUCCAACCUCGUAGUUGCAGCUUUUCGAACGUCUGCAACUGACUACCGGACAGCAAUCAAGAAUCUCCCCACGGGAAAUCUUAGCUAUGAAAAGAUUCCUGUGAGCACAGAGAUUGAAGGUAUGAACAUCUUGGGGCUGAUCCUUUUUGCUGUCAUACUUGGAAUUGCAUUACGGAAGUUAGGACGUGAAGGGGAAGAGCUUAUUCGAUUUUUCAACUCAUUCAAUGAAGCUACCAUGCUCUUGGUAUCCUGGAUUAUGUGGUACAUACCAGUUGGCAUCAUGUUCCUUGUCGCAAGCAAAAUUGUGGAAAUAGAAGAUGUCGUCUUGCUAGUAACCAGUCUUGGAAAGUACAUUAUUGCAUCAAUAAUAGGACAUUUUAUUCAUGGAAUGAUUGUGUUACCCCUUAUCUACUUUGUAUUCACUCGCAAAAAUCCUUUCAGCUUUCUACUUGGACUGAUUACCCCUUUUGCAACUGCCUUUGCAACUUGUUCCAGCUCUGCAACCCUUCCUUCAAUGAUUAAGUGUAUUGAAGAAAAUAAUGGAAUAGACAAGAGGAUCAGCAGAUUUAUACUUCCCAUUGGUGCCACUGUGAACAUGGAUGGAGCUGCCAUCUUUCAGUGUCUUGCUGCAGUAUUCAUUGCCCAAAUAAAUGGUGUUGCUCUAAAUGCAGAGAUUUUUACUAUCCUUGUAACGGCUACAGCCGCAAGUGUUGGAGCAGCUGGAGUUCCAGCUGGCGGAGUUCUCACCAUUGCUAUUAUACUAGAAGCUAUUGGACUUCCCACCAAGGAUCUCUCUCUAAUUUUAGCUGUGGAUUGGAUUGUGGACCGGACUACAACUGUCGUCAAUGUAGAGGGAGAUGCUCUAGGGGCUGGGAUCCUUCAUCAUAUUAAUCAAAAGGAAAUGAAGAAAGUACAGCAAAAAUCAAGUCAUCUGAAUGCAGAAGCAAUACCCAACUGUAAAUCUGAAGCAGAAACAUCUCCUCUUGUAGAAUAUAAAGACUUAGCCUGUACACCAACAAGCGUUACAGAUCCUGAAUCAAAAGAAUCUAUUCUGUAAAGAAAGGUUUGGUACAGAUAAUCAUAGCAGAAUGAUGGUGACUUUAUUGACAAGACCAAGAACAUCAAUAAUUUCCUUUUGGUUAAAAAAGAAAAUGAACUAAUAAUUGGUCACUAGCUAAAUGUAUAGGUUAGCUCUAAUUCAUAGUGGAUUUCAGAGUCUGGCAUGAUUUUUAUAAACAAAAACACAAGCCAAGCUAUGACUUCUGAAGAUUGCUGUUUGAUGAGUACCUGCUUACCCUUGACAUUAUAUAAAUUUUUUACGCCAAUAAAAUUUCCAUUUGUGACCAUUGCUAGCUGCAUGGCUUGGCAAUGGUUGUUGACGGCAUAAAGAGGUCAGGUUAAGUUGUGCAAGACAACAGACUCUAAUUUGCCCACCUGUACUUGUGUUUCAAAUAAUAAACCCUAAACACAGUGAAGAACUUUCUUUAUUGUAUAGAAAGAUGUAGACCUAGUUUAAGUGGUCAGAUUUUACCCCAUUCCACUUAUUGCUCACCUUGCCUCUGUCCCAGAAAAAAAAAGAUUACUUAUGGUCAGAUCCUGUGGUUCUUUUCCUAGUUUAGAAAAUAUUUGACACUAUCCUUUGGUCACAGCUCCUUUCCUAACUGCAUACAAUAAAAUGAAGGACUUAGCAGGGCUUUGUCCAUUAGCUUGUUGCUUAGUUUUCAGCUGUAUCAUCUUGAAUGAAUACAGAGUUUCACAGACUAGUCCAGGAUAUUGUUUUUUCAAUGUGUCUGUAGGAAUGAAUACUGACUAGUCUGCGAUAUUGGUAAAAUUGCAUCUCAUUUCUCCUUUUUGGGACCAGUUUCUGGGAUUGACUUCUGUUGUGACCACACCCUCACCAAAGAUACUGUUGCACAACAUACGUCCCAGCACAGCACUGGCGUGCACCUUUGUGUGUUGUCCAGUUAAUUUAUGCUACACAAUAUAAGCAGAGGUUAUGCUCACCCUACAGAACACACAAUUCACAAAGAAUGAUUGUUUAGCAUAGAGUUUGAGACUCAGCCUUUAGAUACCAUCACAUCAUUAUUGACUACCCAUUACACUCCUGUUUCACGAUAAUUAUUGACUUAAAAUUCAGUGCUGCCUUAACAGAUCGUAUCCUGUCAGUCUGUCUCACAUUAUUGUCUUUCUAUUUUACCAACAUUUAUGGAAAGUGAGGACUGAGAUCCUUGUGGUGAAAUUUAUUUAGUAAUUAAUCUCACUGGAUGAGGGUUGUUUACUUUGAAAUAAUGUGUAGAGUAUCUUGAAUUAUAGUAGCUACACGUAUGAUUUUUUUCUGUUAAUGAACAAUGUUUGUCCUAAACUUGUUUCUGUUUACUUUCUAUGCAAAUCAUCUUGCUUUGCUGAAGACUAAAGCUAGAUUCAAUAAACUAAAACCCUGUCAAAAA
This is a messenger RNA of Protopterus annectens (West African lungfish), 3162 nucleotides long. RefSeq names its product solute carrier family 1 member 4 (gene SLC1A4). Gene Ontology annotation, biological process: L-serine transport; L-glutamate transmembrane transport. Gene Ontology annotation, molecular function: L-threonine transmembrane transporter activity; symporter activity; L-serine transmembrane transporter activity. Lineage: Eukaryota; Metazoa; Chordata; Ceratodontiformes; Protopteridae. The record is from RefSeq and is a predicted model, not a curated record. Gene Ontology annotation, cellular component: plasma membrane.